Molecule: messenger RNA, 5891 nt
Organism: Stegodyphus dumicola
Lineage: Eukaryota; Metazoa; Arthropoda; Arachnida; Araneae; Eresidae
Biological process (GO): regulation of transcription by RNA polymerase II
Cellular component (GO): nucleus
Molecular function (GO): DNA binding; protein binding
Source: RefSeq, a predicted model, not a curated record
GGUUCCUUCUUCAUAUAUUCAGUCUUCAUAGAAGAUACAUGUUAUUUUGGGAAAGUAUUUUUGAAGAAAAUGUUUGUUUAAUGUACUGACAAAAUAAUUAUGCGUUUGUAUAUAACUAUAUUUUUCAUGGGAAAUGUGUAUCUAAUAUAACUACACAUUUGUCUAGGAAAUAUGAAAGAAUUUAUUGCAAGAAUGGGAACCAAAUCUCCAAUAUAUGAAGAAAGACGACCUGUUUGCAAGAUAUGUUUCAAGACAUUUUUCAACAAGCCAAACCUCAGACGACACAUGCAAAUUCAUUAUUGUAAACGAAAAUUAUAUUCAUGCCAUUUAUGCUCAAAAUCAUUCUCAUGGAAGACUGAUCUGUCAACACAUCUCAGGGUUUUUCACUAUGAACAAAACCAAUAUAUUUAUGGGAAUGAACAGAUAUGUAUUUCAUUGUUAUUUUCAGAUACAACAACAAAUUUUAUAUUUGCCGGAACUCAACUCGGUGCCCAAGAUGCAUAUGGAAGUUUGUCUUGUGAUGUGUGUAAGAAAUCAUUUACAAGAAAGCAUAAUCUUCAGCGUCACAGGGAAUUACAUUUUUUGAAACGAAAAAGCUAUUCUUGUAAUAUAUGUGGCGGUCUGUUUUCAUGGAAAACUACUCUAGAUAGUCAUCUUAAAAGUGUGCACAAUGCAGCUUUCUUUUCCCUUAGUGAUCUGCUUGAUAAUCAUCAUUUCUUUGUUGGCCUUCUUUUCCCUCUUGUGAGUACUUUACAUCAAAAAAUACCUUAUAUGUCUUGCCUGACAUGAUGAAUCCUCUAGAAAAAGAUAUGUCGAGAAGACCUCUUUGCCCUGUGUGCAGAAAAUAUUUUUAUGAUGUCACUACACUUCGUCGACAUAUGGAAAUCCAUGAUUCACAGAGACAAAAAUAUGUGUGCAAAUUUUGUUUUAAAGCAUUUUGUUGGAAAAACCAUCUGCAAUCUCACGUACGCAAAGUACACAAUCCCAAAUAGUUUUAAAAGUUGAGGUUUUUAUUAUGUCUUAGAACACGUAUCUUUACUAAAUAUGGCUAUAUUUUGACUAGCUUUUAUCUGCACUAUUUUUGAGAAUUUUAAUAUCCUAAAAUAAUAUAUUUCUGAAGGCAUUUUUGAAAUCUCGACUUGUAUGAUUUUUAUGAAAAUAUCAAGUUUUGUCAUUUUAAUUGUAACAAUAUAUAUAUAUAUAUAUAUUAUAUAUAUAUAUAUAGUUGUAAUCUUAUUAUUUUUUUUUUGAUUGUUCCUUGACUGAUAAUUAUCCUUUAUGAGAAAAAAGUAUUUGAUGUAUUCUUUGUUUUUUUAAACUUAAUAUUUCUCAUUAUUUUUGUUGAGCACAUCAUUUUCUUCUUCUUGGUUUCAUUUUAUGCUUGCUAUUGUCUGUUGCCAUAUCCUGUUUUCAGUACAAAGUUAUUAGUUUAGUUUGCCUAGUCAAUAGUUUUUAAUUUCAUUUCAUUUUUAUUCUAUGUGGCUAAUAACAUUUAAUUGAAAAAUGAAUGAAUACUGAAUUUAAUUUUUAAUUUUUUUCUUUUAACUAUAUAUAAUCAUUUAGAAAUUCCCAUUUAUGAAAUUAUUUUACUUAAAUACAAAGCAAAAACUUUAAAAAGACCAUGAAUUAAAUAGUGCAUUAAUCGUAAAAGCGAAAUUUCUGAAUUUCUCUUAUUUCAGAAAGGUUUGUUUUUCAUAUUUCAAAUAAUAGUAAUAAUGAUAAAGAUGAAUGCUAAGUAUAUUACCUUCCUUUAUUAAAAACUAAAUCAUUUAGGCUUCAUCUAAAAUAAUACAUCACCUUAGAUUGUUUUCAAGGCUUCAUAUAUAGUUUUUUUGUUGUUUUUAUAAGCAUUUAAUUAUUUUUAAUACAUUUUGGAAAUAUAUUUGUAACCAUGUUUAUAACUUUUGAUAAAUAUUAGAAUUCAUUGUGUAAAAUUUUAUUGAUAUUAAAAUUUUUAUUUUCUAUCAACUAUGAGAUUUUGUGAUCUAGUUACAUUUUACACUGGAACAGUAUGCCAAACUCCUUUUUGGCUACUAUGCAAUAUAUGUAUGCAAUAUUAAUGUGUAUAUAUUUUGUAAUUUUAUAUGUUUUUGACUAUGUAUUUAUACCAUUAAUAUAUGUCUUAGAUUAUAUAGAAUGGGACUUAGUAUUUGUAAUACUGAAUGAGUUUUCAUUUCCUCCAACAAAGUGCUGUUUACCUCAUAGUUAUUAUUUUAUGAUGAAUUCAGAUUCAUAUUUGAAGUUUUAUUAAUUAUUGUGCUAUACAUUGUAACUGAACAAGAAUCAGUCGUAAAAAAAAAAUGUAUUGAUAUUGAGAAAUAAGGUGGUAGACACUUUCUUUUACCCAUUUUAAGGUAUAGAUGGGUAUUCUUCAAAUAAAUAUAUAUAGUGAGCAUACUUAAGAAACAAUCGGAAGUAUCUAUAUCAGACUGAUUAACUUCUUCCUGUUGAUUUGAAAUUUAUUACUAUUAUAGUUUAUGCUUUAGGUUGUAUGUGAUUAAUUUUUAAAUAUGCAUAGAAGGGGAUUUUAGUUAUUUUUCUUUUCUAAAAUCUUAUAUUUUAAACUAUGUAAAAAGCAUUUUAUUUUCUAAGUAUUAAUAUCAUAUCAUAUCUAUCAAGGCUGUGUAAAUUAAGAAAAUAUGCAAUUAUAAUUUUAUCAGUAAAACGUUUAUACAUUUAUCAUUAUGGUAUAUGACUUAAUCUAUACAUGCAUUUAAUGCUAUAACCUAUUUGCAGCAAAAUAUUCAUUAUUUAUGUAUACUGAGAUGCAAUCUUAUUAAAGAGUAUUAGUUAAAUUGACUAAAGUUUUGGUAACGUUUUCCUUUGGGGGAGGAGGGCAUUUAUUUGCCACAGUAGGAUUCUAAAAUAUAAAAGGAGGAUCUUUAUUCAUUUUUACUGUUUUUAACCUUUAUGUUAAACAAACAGAUCAUGGGAACUUUUAAAUGUUAUAUUUUUAUCUCUGAAUGUUUUGGCUGUUUGAGGAGCUGUUAAAUUUUGAAGUAGCUGUUUGGUAUUUUUAUAAUAUUUAAAUUGGGUAUCAUAUUCUUUAUGCCUAAAUUGCCAGUAAUAUAUGUCUGUAUGUGUCUCAUAUUUUAAUAUAUUUCAAUAAUUUUCUUGCAAUAAAAUUUUCGGAAGUUAAAGAUUCACAGUUUAACAAGUAUCUAAUGUAGCUUUUAUGCUUAACUGCCACUAUUUUAUUGCUGUUGAUCAUGCUGUACUGAGUAGAUUUAAAAAAUAAGGAAGAGAAAAGAAAUAUAAACAUUAUUUUAGUUCUUGUACAUUUGGAAAUAAUAUUUCAAAACUUAUGUAGUUGGAAUUGGAAUUAUAUAUUGCUAAUUUAAAAAUUAAUACUUUGUAACUCUGGUAUUUUUGUGUUUCUUUAAAUUGAUGUAAAACGUUUUUAGAUUGUCAGUCUAUCAGUCUAAGUGUAAUAAUUUUUUUUUAAUUGUAUGUGUUUAAACUCCAGGCAAAGAUGAUUCAUAUUGCUAAUUACUUGGUAAUUUUGAAUUAGUUUGUAUUGAAUGAUUGUCUUUUAUUAUUUUCUUUUUUACUUAAAUAAUUGUAUUUUAUUUGUGUUUAUAACUUUUUGGAGAGUUCUUCAGAAACAAUAUUUUUAAUAGAUUCUCUAAGCUAUAUAUCUAAAAUGCAUUUUAGAUACAUCCAUAAUUUUAUGUCAUUUUUGUAUAACUGGAUUUUUAUACUUAUUGCAGUGUACAUCUUAGAAUGUGUAUAUAUUUAUUGCCAGAUGUUAGCAUAUGCAUUGAAAUGAACUGUCAAACUUUUGAUAAAUGAACUAUAACAUAGUAAUGUUGAUUUAGCUACGAUUUCUUUUGCAUAAAUUUGAUAUAAGUUGUCUGAUUUGGAAGUUGGGAAACUUUUAUUAAUAUCGUAUUUUUAAGAAUCAAGACAUUAUUAUUGGAAUUUUAAGUCAGUGUGAGAUUACACAUUUUUCAAAGUUCAAAUGAUUUUAUUAAUACUUGGACAUAAAGAAAUUAUCUUCAUCUUUCUUUUUAAUGAAUAGGAUAUGAAAAAUUAAUUUGUUUUCACAAAUGCAAAGAAAAUUUAAACCAUGUUAUAACACCAGUAUUUAUGAUUUGCUUUAUUUAAUCAUUACACCUAACAGCAUGUCAGCAUGAUUUGUUUUUGGAAUGGGACUUUUGGUACAAUGAUUAAAGAAAUUUUAGUAUAGCUUUUUAAACUUUCGCCCUGAAAUCUGAACUUUGAGUUCUUUCCUUAGAAGUAUAUGCAUUAAGUAUAAAAUCAUGAAAUUUAUUUUGAAAUUUGCAGAAGGCAAAUAGUUGUUAAACUCAGUUUUAUGUGGAAACAAAGUAUAGUUUGGCUUCUGUUUGUGUGUGAGUCAAUUUUUUUCAUAUUUAUAAUAAUUCCAAUCAAUCGAGUUAUGAAUGGAAAAUUUUAAGAGCAUUUUAAUUUUUAAAAUGAAUUGUCAUCUGCUCUUAAAAAUUACUCACAGAGGGAAUCUUCAAUUUGUGUUAGUUGUUUGGUCUUUCUUCCAAAAAUCUUUGAUUCUAUUUCUUUCCUUUUUGAUAUAGUUUUAUUGUUUGACAACAUCCAAAGCAUGUUUUCUGAUGUUCAUCCUACUUCAGUACCUAAUAAUUAAAAUAUAACUGCUGAGCAAUAACAAAAUCAGUUACAGCUGACAUCUUAAGAAAUCCUUUCAUCUGCAUCAGUCAGCAGAAUGCUUAAAGAACAAAAUUCAUGGAGCAGAGGUUCUCUCAUUUGCAGUAUUCUCUAACAACCUAUUAUAUAUAAGGAUUAUUAACAGUAUUCUUACGUAAUAAAAAUCUUUAAAGAAGUAUAGAUGAUAUGUUUUAAGAUAGAAGAACAUUAGCUUGGAUCUGUUAUUUGUUUUAGCUUAAUAUAGAUAAUUAUAUUUUCCUUCAUUGUUUUCAGCAAGUCUGGAUGUGUUGUUAUGAGGCAAUAGCACAGUCACUGGAAUGAUUCAUGAUUAAAAAUCAAUUGUGCUAGUCUCCUGAACGGAGUAAAUGUAUACUAAUAUCUUCUGAAAAUUAUCUUUCAUUUAAACAUUUACAGUCAAAUCAUUUAUUUAUUUUUGUUAUCAGAUAUGCUUACUGUGUUUUUUUUCCAGUUUUUAAGGAUUAUACAUUUUCUCAAAUGCCACUGAAAAAAUGUAUAAUCCUUAGUUGUUUCUUAACUCUAGAUUGCUAACAAAGAGGAAAACAUUAUGUUGUUAUGCAUCAUACAUAUUUCAAUGCAACACAUUUAUUCGAAUACUUUACAUAUCAGGACAUAGAACAUUUGCUUUUUUUUGGAGGGGGGACUUGCCAAUGUUGUGUAAUGAUGUUAGGAAUAAUUAUUUGCACAUGCAUUAAAAAAUAUUGCAUUAUUUGGGAGGGGUGAAAGUCACACAGUGUCAUCAAUUGAGCUUGGAGAUUUUACAGAGGUUUAGUGAUCUAGGGUUUGAACAUAUCUUCUGAGAAAUUCAGAUGUCAAGAUUUCUGUGCUUAAACAGAAGUUUUAAACAUUGUUCAUCGUAUAAAUUCAUUUCUUUUUCUGGUAUUAAAUCUCUGUGAUCAGAAAAUUCAUAAAUUAUAUGUUGAUAUAUGCUUGUAUACUUUGUAAUAUUCAAAUAACAAAUUCAGCAAAGUCAUCCUCAAAUAUAUUCCCAUGCCUACGAUUGCCUGAUGAGAGCCAAAUAGCUUGAAAUCCAGUUUUUUUGUAGCUGUAUUGAUUUUUUUUAAUGUUUUUACCAUGCUUCCUAUAACUCUGUUAAAAUACAUUUUGUUUUUAUGAUGAUGUGUAUCAGUUUCCUGUGAAAAUUUGUUUGUAUAUUUUGUGUUGACUGCUUUUAUAAUGGGGCAUUAAACAGCUUGUUACAUUAAAUGUGCAAUAAAAAAUUAAAUAAAGGAAAA